This is a messenger RNA of Symbiodinium sp. CCMP2592, 2067 nucleotides long. Lineage: Eukaryota; Dinophyceae; Suessiales; Symbiodiniaceae. The record is from the annotation of a GenBank genome assembly.
AUGCCCGUGGUGGUUGUGGGGGUGGCAACUGAUGACUUGCUACACGGCGGAACGUCCCGCCACUGGAGCAACAUCGAACAGAUUGCCAAGGAGUACCUUUUUGGAAAGAACCAGACAAAGAGUGGCCGGUUCUGUGGCAAGGACAUCAGCUUACAGGAGGACGGCUCCAUCCUGAUUGACCAGGAGUUCUACGUGAAGGACAAGGUCUUCAAGAAUGUCGUCUCGAAAGCCCGGAAGCAACAGAGAUACUCCAGGUGCACCGAGAACGAGAUUGACCAGCUGCGGAGUCAACUGGGCAUUUUGUCAUGGCUCUCCAAGGAGACAAGGUGCGACCUGGCAGGACGCGUGUCCCUGCUGCAGCAGUCCUUUCCAUCACCACGCGUGAUGGACCUACUGGAGGGGAACAAGAUCGCCGACGAGACCGUGAAGCACGCAGCCUUGGGCAUCAAGGUGAUGCCCAUCCCCUGGAAGGACCUACGGAUGUCUACGGUGACAGACGCCGCCUGGGGAAACGCCAAGGAAACACCUUGGCUUGAGGACCAUCCAGAUGAUUACUGGAAGGAGACCGACAAGGAAUGGAUUCGCUACCACGUCCACCCAAGAAGGACGACUUUCCAUCCUGGAGCAUGCCAAGGCGGACCCGACCUGCACGACAUCCACGGUCAGCGAACUACGAAGGCCUGGCGUGCUGACGACCACAAGCACGAGGUGACCGAGGACGUGUGGUACGACCAAAAGGGAAUCAGGGGACUCCGAGAGACACCGUGGACUGGAUGUACAGUGUUUCAAAAGUCCACCCCUGGCAAAGGAGUGCCUGCAAGCAAGAUUCACAGCAGCCUGUGUCAACUGCAGAACUUGAGCAGUCAAGGAGGUCAGAUCGUGAUCUAUCACGACGCGGCCCUAGCAAGCUCCGGAAAGCCGGAGAGAACUACGAUCGCCGCUUGGCGCAGCUUUCGCUCGAAGCGCAAGGUUGUAGACACCCUUGCAGCGGAGGGCCAAGCUCUCCAAGCAGGGAUAGGGUCGGUGCAUUGGCACCGUCUUCUUUUCAUGGAGGCUUUCCACCGCAUGUUGUCCCCAAGCGAUUGGAGAGCUCACGCAGAUUUGCAGGAGACCUCAGGCUCCAUACGCUGGAUAGAUACUCGUGCUAUGCUGGCUGAUCCUCUGACGAAGUGCCACCCCGGUGAUUACUUGCGUUACGUCAUGGGUUGUGGCUACUGGUCGGUUGUUGAAGAAGGCGUGGCAUUGCAGCGCAAAGCGCUCGAAAGACAGCAGAAGCACGAGACAAACGCGAUCGCCAACGGAUGUUGGCUCAAGUGCGGCUACAUGGAAAAGGCAUGCCGCGAGCACAGGGGACCACUGUCGUCGGCACUCGGCCCCGCCCUCUGCAUCACCUGCCUUCAGUUCGUCCUCGUGCGACUGCCAGCCCGACUCCGCAGAUUUUUCGGGAUCUACAUGACCGACAGCAUGAGGGGAAACCAGCAGCCCCGCCGCGAGGAUCAGCGCACACAGCGCUCCCCCUGGCCUUCUUUUGCCAAUAGCCCUGCCCUCCAAUGGAAUCAGGGCCAGCCGACUGCCAAUGUGACCAACCUCUCAGCCAUGGGACGUAUGAAUGCUGGCCUUUCGGGUCCCCUAGCCUUGGACCCUGAUACCAGCUCUGCCUACGAUGCUCUGCAGCCACAGCCUUCUACCCAGGACUUCAGCCAGGAGCCCACUGACGAGCCGACAGUGCAGUCCCUUGCCGAUCGCCUAAGAUCUUUAGAAUCUCGCAUCGGUAUUUUGGAAGCCGACCGCCGUGGCGCGCAGCAAGCCUUGUGGCACCAUAGCCGUCGAGCUCAUGAGCAGCCGCGCCUUCGGUGCCUUCUUUCGCCCUGGGUCUUUAUCAGUGCCAAGAUAGACGCCGUUAGGAUCCGCUUGGACCAGACUUACGCCAGGGUAGCCGGGCUGCUCUUGACACUUCAGCAAGCCUUCCCCACGAUAGCCGUCUACUUUACAGAGGCAGCCGUCGACGCCUGCCAGUACCAAGGACCUUCAGCCUUGUUGGACUCCGAAGGAGAUCCAGAAGCAUAG